CUUAUCGCAUGUUGGCAGGAAGGUUGUAAUAUCAUGGCAAAUAACAGUUUCCUUGCUGCUCCAAAUAGUCAGUUUCAAGCUGCUUAUUGUUGAUACAUAGUCCUAAAAUUAAAAGAUAAUAAUUAAUUAUUUUGAAAGUUUAUUAUUAAAAAUGUUGCUGUUAAUAUUGUUAUUUAUAACAAGUUAUUUCGUUAACGCUCAAUUUAUAACAAGAAACAUUGUACCGCUAAUGGAAAGUCCAACACCAAAAAUAACUUAUCGAAAAGAUAUCGACAGAAGAAAAUAUAUUCGACAACUUCUCGGGACUGAAAAUUCAAAUAAAUUUCAAAAUCAGUCUGUCGAGUAUCCAGGAUAUGACGGAUGGUAUAAUAAUAUUGGAAAACCAGAGCUAGGAGCUAUUGACACUCCUUUGUUGCGUAGGUGGCCGGCAGCUUAUGAAGAUGGAGUUUAUAAACUUUCAGGAUCCAAACGCCCUCAACCUUUAGUAUUGAGUGAAAGUUUACUGAAAGGAGAUAUUGGAACUAAAUCACGUACUGGAAAAAACGCACUAAUGGUUUUCUUUGGACAACAUGUCGUAGAAGAAAUCUUAGAUGCUCAAAGACCAGCAUGCCCGCCAGAAUAUAUUAACAUACAAAUUCCUGAAGAACAUCGUUAUAGAAAAAAAACAGGGCAUACACAAAUGCCAGUUUUGAGAACGAGAUAUGAUGAACGAACUGGCCACUCACCCAAUAAUCCACGGCAACAACUCAAUGAAAUUACUCCUUUUUUGGACGGCGGCUUAAUUUACGGAACAACAAAAGCCUGGUCUAAUUAUCUGAGAAUGUAUUCCAAUGGAAAACUAGAUCAAAAUGGACUAUUAGCAUUUUCUCAUGGAGGAAAAUUUCCAGAAUAUAACACUAUUCGAUUACCAAUGGCCAAUCCUCCUCCUCCAGCUCGCCAUGGCUUAUAUACUAAUCGUCAUUAUACAGAAGAAGUUGAAAGAUUUUUUAAACUAGGAAAUCCUCGAGGAAAUGAGAAUCCAUUUUUACUAACAUUUGGAAUAGUUUGGUUUCGAUGGCAUAAUGUGGUGGCAAAAGAGUUGAAGAAACAAAAUCCCAACUGGUCAGGAGAAAAAAUUUAUAAUGAAGCACGUAAAUGGGUGAUUGCUUCACAACAACAAAUAGUGUUUUAUGAAUGGUUACCCCAAUGGUUGGGCAUGGAGCUUCCGAAAUACAAAAAUUAUGAUCCAACUGUUGAUCCUCAAAUAGAUCAGUUUUUUCAAUCUGCUGCUUUCCGUUUUGGACAUACUCUAGUACCAGCAGGAGUUUACUUGCGAAAUUACGGAGAGCUUGGAUGUCAAUUAAAAUUAGGAGGCCGUGCUAUUCGUACUUGUAACAAUUUCUGGAUGUCUGAAAAUGGCCUUUUUGAUAAAUUUACUAGAUUAGAAGGAACGAUUGAUGUAGAAAGGUUGCUUAUGGGCAUGGCUGUACAACUGGCUGAAGAAGAAGAUCAUAAAAUUGUUGAAGAUCUCAGGGGAAAUGUUUUUGGGCCAUUGGAAUUUUCAAGACGUGAUUUGAUGGCAUUGAAUAUCCAACGCGCUCGCGAUCAUGGAUUGCCUGAUUAUAAUACGGCUAGGAAAGCAUAUAAUUUACAAAAAGUUACUAGCGUUGAUCAUUUUAAAAAAGUUUCUCUUGAGAUAAAAUACAAGUUCUUAGAAUUAUACAAAUCUUUCGAUGAUGUUGACAUUUGGGUAGGUGGAAUUUUGGAAACAGAAGAUGGCCCUGGAGAAUUAUUUAAAACCAUUAUCGCAGAUCAAUUUGAAAGAAUAAGAAAUGGAGAUCGAUUUUGGUUUGAAAAUGAAAAUAAUGGAUUAUUUACAACAGAAGAUAUUAUAAGGAUUAAAAAUUUGAAUUUUUAUCAAAUUUUACUCAGUGUGACUGACGUAGGAGAAAAAGAUUUGCCGGCCAAUGUAUUCAAAGUUCCAGUUUCAGAAGAUGAUAUAAAUACAAAUUGCACUCGCGAGCAAAUUGUUAAGAAAGGAGAAUGUAGUGAUUUUUCUGGAAAUUCAAUACCUUGCUUUCACGCAGACCCAGUCACAUCUAGUAAAGUGGAUGAUUGUUCUGAUCCCGGAACGUAUGAUUAUUUUAGUAACAGCGAAAUAUCGUUUGUUUUAACCUUUGGAGUUAUAAUUUCCAUAUUCGGAUGUUUUUGGGGUUUUCUUUACUGGAAAUUACAUGAAACACAGAGGAAAUUUUUGAAUAAACAUGUUGAUCUUACAAAGUCGUGUUCAGACAUCGGAGUCACUGGAAAUAUGUAUACAGCAUCUGAAUGGAUCGGUCCUUCUGUACAAUGUCGUCCAGUGAUUAUUACACUGCACAAAAGUACACGUCAGAUCCAAGUUAAAAAUCAAUUGGGUCAUAUGUCGCGAGUUGUGGAUCUACAUGUUAAAAAAAUUAUGAUGUUUGUGGGUCAUCACAGUCAGUAUGUUUUGAUACGCGUCGAUCACAAUUAUGACUUGGUCCUUAAAUUUGAUUCGAUAUUUUUAAGAAGUUUCUUUGUUAAAUCAUUAGAUAAUUUUCUUAUGGAACUGAAUAUUGAACGAGAAAUAGUAUCGCGUAUUACAGCAAAAGCUGUUUUGAAGCAAGCAAUAACUAAGAGUGGACGGCAAAAAAAAGUUGAACAAUUUUUUCGGGUUGUUUUUUCUCAGGCGUUCAAUAUAGCACAUUCAGAAGAUGAACUUCUUCAAAUUGAUUCUAAAGUUGCGAAAGAAGUUAUUUAUACAGAGUUAACAAUAAUUGAAUUUGCAGAGGCUUUGAGUAUGCGACCAGAUUCGGAAUUUGUCAAAAAGAUUUUUAAUUUAGUAGAUAUGGAUAAAAAUGGCUUUAUAUCAUUUCGUGAAUUUAUUGAUAUGUUGGUUUUAUUUUUGAAAGGAACAGCAGAGGAAAAAUUAAAAUUGAUGUUUGAUAUGUAUGAUAUAAAUAGGACUGGGCAAUUAAAAAGAGAAGAUUUUGCAAAUAUGUUGAGGUCAUUCAUGGAGACAGUCAAUGCUGAUAUUUCAAAUGAUGAAUUAGAAUCAAUAGUUCAUUCAAUGAUGGAUCAAGCUCAAAUAGCAAAUAAAGAAACUAUUGAUUUAGAAGAUUUUAAAAACAUUCUUGGUGAAUUUAACGAUAAAUUUAGUUACGCCGAGUUAGAAUUUAAUGUCAACUCUAAUGGUACUAGUAAAAAAUUACAUGCUGGAAAAUCGACUAUAAGAUCAACAUUUAUUGGAGAAGUGAAACAAACUAUGGAAAGCUUGUAUGCGGAUCCAAAUGAUCUUAAAUCACGAGUUGAAGGAAAGACUUAUUUCAGUUCAAAUAACGACGCUGCAAAUAAUAUCGACAAUAAUGAAAAAAUAAUUCAACCUAAAGUAGUCUACACUGAGUGGGAUCAAUAUUGGAAUCCAAUUACAAAAUUUGUAGCUAAUAAACAACUGCAAAUUUUUUGGGUAUUUUUAUAUACAAUGAUUCUGCUUGGUAUUUUUUCUGAACGAGUUUAUUAUUAUUCGACAUUGAGAGAACAUCGAGGAUUAAGAAGAAUAACAGGAUAUGGUGUAUCAAUAACAAGAGGUGCAGCUUCAGCGAUGAUGUUUACGUAUUCGUCUAUGUUAUUAACGAUGUGUCAAAAUACAAUUACAAUUCUUCGAGAUACCGCUUUACAAUUUUAUAUUCCGUUUGAUUAUGCUUUUGAAAUGCAUAAAUACAUUGCUUGUUGGGCUUUAUUUUUUACAGCUAUUCACAUUGUGGGUCAUGGAUUCAAUUUUUAUCAUAUUGCAACCCAAACCUCAGAUGAUUUGACCUGUUUAUUCAGGAAUAAUUUCCAUGCAACUCAUGAAAUACCUAAAUUUCACUAUUGGGUGUGGUCAACGAUGACCGGCGUAACAUCAAUAGUAUUAACUAUUAUUACUGGCAUAAUAUUUGUAUGUUCCAUUCCCAUGAUAAGGCAAAAAUUAUAUAAAUAUUUUGCUCUUGGACAUACAUUGUAUCCAUUAUUUUAUAUUCUCAUGUUCUUACACGGCAGUGGUCGAUUAAUUCAAGAGCCUUUCUUUCAUUAUUUUUUUCUGUGUCCAGUUUUUAUUUUCACUAUAGAUAAAAUAUUCAGUGCAACUCGCAAAACUGUGGAAAUACCACUAUUGAAAGUUACUUUACUACCGUCAAACGUUACAUGCUUGAUAUUUCAAAAGCCUCAACAUUUUCAAUAUAAAUCUGGACAGUGGAUACGGAUUUCCUGUCCAGCAUUAAGUGCUAAUGAAUAUCAUCCUUUUACGCUUUCAUCAGCACCCCAUGAAUCAACUUUAUCAGUUCACAUUAGAUCAGUGGGCCCAUGGACCCACAAUAUUAGAAAUAAAUUAGAUCCAAACAACAAGAAAUUUAAAAUUUUACCAAAAAUACAUGUAGAUGGACCUUAUGGAGAAUCGCACCAGAAUUGGGAUAAAUAUGACAUCUCCAUAAUGGUAGCAGGUGGCAUUGGAGUCACUCCGUUUGCAUCAAUCCUGAAAGAUAUUGUUUUUAAAUCAAAUCAAAAGCUUAACUUGGGAUGCAAAAAGGUCUAUUUCAUUUGGGUUACUCAAAGUCAAAAACAAUUCGAAUGGAUGAUUGACAUUUUACGCGAUGUAGAGAAAGAUGAUGUCAAUAAUUUUAUUUCAGCACAUCUUUUCGUCACACAAUUUUAUCAGAAGUUUGACCUCAGAACAAUAUUACUGUAUAUUUGCGAGCGACACUUUCAGAAAAUUUCUAAUAAAUCUUUAUUCACUGGACUGACAGCAGUUACUCAUUUUGGACGUCCGAAUUUUGCUCAAUUUUUUUUGGCUAUUCAAAAAAUACACAAUGAUGUUAAUAAAAUUGGAGUAUUCAGUUGUGGUACUCCAACAUUAACCAGAGCGGUUGACAGUUCAUGUCAGAACCUCAACAACAGAGACGACACUUAUACAAUAUUCCAACAUUAUUAUAAAAGUUAUUAAUUAUUUACAUAGUACAAUUUUGAUUUUUUAAAAAUUAACUUUUGUACUUUUUUCAAACUGAAAUUAUAACGAUUGACAUUUAUGAUAACAGUAAUAAUUUUAAAAUAAUCUGAAAUCUUAUUAAUUAAUUUGACAACAGUAAUAUCAAUAAAUAAACAAAAAUUAUAAAAUUUUCCGAGAAGCAUUAAAGGUUAAGUGCAUAAUUUUAUCUAAUUAAAAUAUGGAUUAUAUAAAUG
This is a messenger RNA of Cotesia congregata, 5211 nucleotides long. NCBI's taxonomy places the organism in Eukaryota, Metazoa, Arthropoda, Insecta, Hymenoptera, Braconidae. The record is from the annotation of a GenBank genome assembly.